Myxocyprinus asiaticus (Chinese sucker) is the source of this 9340-nucleotide messenger RNA. It is a transcript of the gene znf532, whose product is annotated as zinc finger protein 532. NCBI's taxonomy places the organism in Eukaryota, Metazoa, Chordata, Actinopteri, Cypriniformes, Catostomidae. The record is from RefSeq and is a predicted model, not a curated record. Bases 393 to 4280 code for a protein of 1295 amino acids. The transcript is spliced from 9 exons.
ACUGCGCUUGCAUCUCGUGGGGUGGGCAGCAGCAACCUCUCCAUGUCUUACUGCUGUAGUCGGCAGGCAGGGGGAAAGCCAUGUAUUCUCGAUCAUUUUAGAGCUAUGCUGUCAUGAGGGCUGCAUGCACCCAUAGCAACGUUUUGCAAAGCUUUUUCAAAGCACUGCAAUGUAUUCCUUUGAGUCCCUCUUGCAUGCAUACUGAAUAUGUGUGUCAUUUUUGGCUCUGCUGAAUUUGGUGGUGCAGCAAGAAUCAUGGCUGGCCUUCUUGCCUUUGAAAUUUGCCUUUGCUGCCCUACUGAGAAGAAGAGCCCUCUCAUGCAAGCUUUUAAUUGAGACACAGCCCCGUUCUUACAAUAACCCACAGGUUUUGCCCUCAAUCUCCUAAAACCAUGGGUGACAUGAAAACCCCAGACUUUGAUGACCUGCUUGCGGCCUUUGACAUUCCUGAUAUGGUCGAUCCCAAGGCCGCUAUUGAGUCUGGCCAUGAUGACCAUGAGGGACAGAUCAAACACAGUGUACAACAUGAAGAGGACUCCCAUGUCUCCUCUGGUCCAGAUGUUGGGGUUAGUGUCAUAGUCAAGAACGUCAGAAACUUUGAUGCUAGUGAACAUGCUCUUUCAGAAAAGGAUGUCCACCCCACUGUCGGAAAUGGAGUACACAAUGGUUCCUUGCCCAUGUCACCCAAUAACAGAUACAACAAGGAGAGCGAUAAGCUCCAGAAAAGUGAAAUUCAUGGGAUGGCAGGAAAUAUCGUAACAUUCAACCAGUUCAGUCCCAUCUCUAGUGCUGAGGAGUUUGACGAUGAUGACAAGAUCGAAGUAGACGACCCUGCAGACCAACAAAAUAAUUUACCUGUCAUACCGAACCCUCUAAGUGGUCUAAGCUCGAAGCCUGAAGAGCAGCAUAUGCAGCACUCUAAGCCUGUAAUGGCAGAUGCUCCAUCAAAGCCUAAAGCGAAUGGCAACCACAAUCAUUUGAAAGUUGAAAAUAUUAAUGCCAAUGGUCACUCAAAUCUACAUGACUCUCAAAAACUAAGAAAAACUGAGGAGCAGCCCAAAGAAAUCUCCAGGUCCCAAGAAGCUAAAGAGCAAAGAGAACCAGUUGUUGGGUUGAGCGCAACCAGCCUUUCCCAAUCCAAGGCCAAAUCAUCUUCAAAACUCUCAUCCUGUAUUGCUGCAAUUGCUGCAUUCAGUGCGAAGAAAGCUAGCACAGAAGCAACAUAUCCAGAGUCCCUUUCCACACCUCAAGAUUCACCCAGAGAGGCUAAAAAGAUCUCCAAAGUUACAGAGAAACUUCCAGAACUGGAGUCAUCUCUGGAGCUUCCAAAGAAGGUGCUCUCAAAACAGCCAGAGAGCCCUUGCAGUAUUACAAGUGAAAGCAGCAGCAAAGGGUCUCCUUCAUCUCCAGCGGGAUCCAUCCCAGUCAUUCCCAAAGUCCGCAUAAAAACCAUCAAGACCUCUUCAGGGCAGAUCAAGAGGACAGUGACCAGAGUGCUGCCAGAGUUUGAUGCUGAAGGCUUGAGGAAAGGUAUCGAUUCUCCAUCAAAUGUUGUCUCAUCCCUGCUGUCCUCAUCAACCUUGCCUUCAGUCUUCUCAACUUCCACCAGAACAGCUCUACCCACCAAUGUAGUAGCAACUUCUGCUGGCUCUGCUAUUGAGGUAACGAAACAAAUGACCAUUAAGCCGGUGGCCACUGCCUUCUUACCUGUCUCAGCCGUUAAGACGGCAGGCUCCCAGGUAAUUAACCUGAAACUUUCCAACAAUACAACUGUGAAAGCCACAGUCAUACCGGCGGCAUCCGUUCAGAGUGCCAGCAGUGCCAUCCUCAAAGCUGCUAAUGCCAUUCAGCAACAAACUGUCAUGGUGCCUGCGUCCAGCCUAACAAACCUAACCAACUCCAAACUUGUGCCAAAGACUGUCCACCUCACCAACUUGAAUCUUCUGCCCCAGAAUGCAUCAACAGCCGAGCUCCACCAGGUACUGACCAAGCCCCAGCAACCCAUCAAGCAAGCCCUGUUGGCCCAACAACAACAGAAGAAAGUGUCCCGGGUCCAGGUUUUAACCAGCUCCCAGAGCUCGGUGGUAGAGGCCUUCAACAAAGUUUUAAGUGGCAUUAACCCUGUGCCAGUUUAUGUACCCAACCUCAGCCCUCCCACUUCAGCAUGUAUAUCUUUACCGUCCCGUGGAUACAAAUGCUUGGAAUGUGGUGAUUCUUUUGCCUUGGAAAAAAGCCUCACUCAGCAUUAUGACCGUAGAAGUGUCCGCAUUGAGGUCACUUGCAACCACUGUGCCAAGAAUCUGGUCUUCUACAACAAGUGCAGUCUUCUGUCUCAUGCCAGGAGCCACAAAGACAAAGGGGUAGUCAUGCAGUGUUCACAUCUCAUCUUGAAGCCAAUUCCAGUUGACCAGAUGAUCCUUGCACCAUCAGCCAUUUCCAGUUCCCCCAGCACAUUAACUAACAUUGGAUCAUCAAUGGGGGGAAGUCAAGGGAAGGGAAACCCAAACACAGUGAUCUCUGCCCCCUCUACGGCUCCUGUUGUGGCUGCCAUGCCCUUGGACAAGGACACCUCCAAAGUUUGCAGAUCGAGUUUAAAGUGCUUAGAAUGUAGUGAGACAUUUCAGGAAGAGUCAUCUCUUGCAAUGCACUACCAGCAGGCUGCUGAGUCAGGUGGACAGAAAACCUGCACCAUUUGCCAAAUGCUACUGCCAAACCAGUGCAGUUUUGCCUCCCAUCAACGGAUCCAUCAGCACAAGUCUCCAUAUAUCUGUCCUGAGUGUGGAGCCAUCUGUCGAUCUGUCCAUUUUCAGUCCCAUGUGACCAAGAACUGCCUGCACUACACACGCCGAGUUGGCUACCGCUGUGUACACUGUUGUGUCAUCUUUGCUGAUGUUGCCGCCCUCAAGUCACACAUUCAAGGAUCCCACUGUGAAAUCUUCUACAAAUGCCCCAUCUGCCCUAUGGCUUUCAAAUCAGCCCCGGGUACACAUUCCCAUGCCUACACCCAGCACCCAGGAGUUAAAAUUGGAGAGCCCAAGAUGAUCUACAAGUGUUCCAUGUGUGACACCGUUUUUACCCAGCAGACGUUGCUAUACACGCACUUCGACCAGCACAUAUCUAGUCAGAAAGUGUCUGUCUUCAAGUGUCCUGACUGUGCCAUGCACUAUGCCCAAAAGCAGUUCAUGUUGGAUCAUAUUAAAUCCAUGCAUGGCACCUUAAAGACCAUCGAGGGUCCUCCUAACCUGGGCAUCAAUCUCCCGCUCAGCUCCAAACCUACUAAUUCAAUGAGCCCCAGCCCCAACAACAAGGAAGGUGGCUCUGUCAACAGCCUGGAGAAGGGAGAGAAGAAGCCAUCACCCCCGACAAAGAAGAACACCAAUGGGACAGACAUUCCCAAAAAAAUCCAAUCUUCCACUUCCUGUCCUGGCUGGACCUGCAGGGAGUGUGACCGGCUGUUUACACAGAGAGAAGUCUUCAUCUCGCACAUGAAGAGAGAGCAUGGGAAGCAACUGAAAAAGCACCCUUGUCGACAGUGUGAUAAGUCCUUUAGUUCCUCACACAGUUUAUGCAGACACAACAGAAUCAAACACAAGGGCCUGAGGAAGGUCUACUCAUGCCAACACUGUCCAGAACCCAGUCGCACUUUCGCCAGAAGAUUGCUGCUUGAGAAACACAUUCAGCUGAUGCACGGCAUCAAAGACACAAAGACCAAGAUUCCAGCAGAUUCCAGCAACAUGGAGGUCACUGCGGGCAAAGAGCAGGUACCCAGUCCUAAACGCAAGCUCCACUCUGACGAUGAGGAUGCUGUGGGAGAAGAUGAAGUGAAGGAGGACGGAAAGGGUGAAUCUCCCGUUCAGCAGCCCAAGAGCUCUUCUUCACAGCCUCUAAAAAAGCUCAAGAUUAAUGUUUUCAAGACACACAAAUGCGCAAUGUGCAGCUUUACCACCGAGGACAUUGUGCGAUUUCAUGAACACAUUCCACAGCACAAGACUGACGUCUCGUCUUACCAAUGCCGUGAGUGUGGCCUGUGCUACACCUCGCAUCACUCUCUCGCCCGACACCUGUUCAUUGUUCACAAGUUGAAGGAGCCGCAAGGACUCGGGCGUCACAAUGGGCAGCAAGAGAACACUCCAAACCCUGAGGCUAACGACAGUAUCCCGGAUACACAAUGUAAAGUAUGUUCUAAAACUUUUGAAACGGAGGGAGCCUUAAACACACACAUGCGGACACACGGAAUGGCCUUCAUCAAGUCCAAACGACUGAACACAGCUGAGAAGUGAGAGAGAGGUAGUGCCCCCUUGUGGAUGCAUUGCAAAAAUAUUUUCUUUUCAUUUUUUAUCUGUAUUUUGUCUUGUUUUCCAGUAAAAACAUGUAAACAUUAUCAAUGGUAUAAUAAGACUUGUUUUCAGAAAUAUAUUUUGAAUUAAGUUCAUUUUUCAUACCCCAUUUGCAAAUUGUUUAAACCUCACUGUAUUCACCUUAUGCGGCAGAGAAUCUAGCGUGCAGCCAUCUUAAGAAUUUUGUCUUUGAUCUUCCGGUCUAGCGUAUUCUGUAUAGAUUUCUGUGGUGUUGAUGUCAAUGUGUAAUUACCUAUCGAAGUGGAUUUACAGGUUAUAGAGUUGUCAAAAGCCAUCAUGAGUAUUUUAAAGUGUUCAGGGGAAGUCAUAACAACUGGAAGCAGAGCGGGAGAUUUUAAAACAAGAGUAGACCUAUUUCAUUCAUAAAUAAAGAUCCUACCUUCACUCUGUGGACGUACUGAUGCGCCUCUGUGCUCACGAAACUCCAAGAGACAACAUUAGUCUUUAAAAAUAUCUCUGUACGACACCUCUGACCAUCUUCUCAUGUCAUUCACUCAUCGCGUUAUAGUUAAGGGUAGGGUUGCACCAGCUGUGCUUAAGUUCUCACGUAAGUUAGGACGUAAAGAUCACACUAAGGGCUUAGUAACUACUAGUUAGUUUGUAACUAAGUCAGUGCUUAAUUUGGUUUCACCACCUGUUCUUAAGGCAAGACUUAAUUAGUUGGUCGUAAGCUCUCCGUAAAGUCAUGUGUAGUCGCAUAAUAUGACGUUUACAUGUAUUGAUCCAAUAAGCAGCCUUCAAAUUUGUACACAGAAGUAUUAAAAAGCCAUGCAUUUCAGUUUUAUCUCAUUACGGUUGAUGUUCAAACCUUGUAACCCGUAACCGUCAGCUGUAAUAAAUUAAAUCCCCAUUAAAAUACAAUACAUAAUAAAAGUAGCUACAUUGAUAAAUAGUAUAUUUGCCCUGUGUAAAUGACAAUAAAUAGUAACUGUAUCUAAAAUAAAUAUGGGGUUAUAAAUAAAUACUAAUACAACAGGCUGGAAAAAUAGACAUUUAUUCAUUUGAAUAUCUUAUAUAUUUCGUUUAUGUUGAAACUUGACACGCAUUCUGAAUAGGGCACCAUUAGAUCGGUUUCAUGCUGAAGAGCUGUCUAAAAGUACGUUUUUUUUCUCUCUUGUAAAUUUAAACGAGUGUAAAUGCCAACAUCAUCAUAUAUGUCGAAAGGAUUGAAGACUAUCACGCAAAACAUGAGCUCAUUGUCAUUAAAUGAGUCUGCUUCUUUAUUCCAUCCGUUACUCCUGGUCGGAGGCUUCCAUAAAUAUUUAGUUUAUACUUAGGGUUACAUCCUACCUAAAUUUAAUGGUGCAACGCUCAAAUAUUUAGGAGUGCGUAAAUUGUGACUUAGUGCCCAUUUACGCCACAACUAGGCUAAGUUGUAACGUACGUAUAGCUGGUGCAACCGGCCCCAGAUCAGCAGAUUUUUUGAGUGUUAAACCCGAAAGGGGAAGGUGUGCAACUGUAUACACACACACACACACACACACACAUACACACACAUACAGUACUGUGCAAAAAUCUUAGGCACAUAAGAUGUUUCACAAAAGCAUUUGUCUUAAGAUGGUUAUAUCUUCAGCUUAAGAGUGUCAGUAGGAAAUAUAAAUGUUAGACUCCAAAACAUUACAUUUGCAAAUAUAAAAGAUUAGAAUAGAAGAACAGGGAGCCCUGCAACAGAUGUCAUGCCCCCCCCCCCCCCAACACUGAACAUUGUGUCUGUCUGAGAAUACAUAUAGAGACAGAAGCAUUUGAGACAGCCUAAAUAGAUAGAAGAACUGUGGCGAAUUCUCCAAGAAGUUUGGAACAUCCUAUCUGCCAACAACCAAGAAAAAACUGUGUCCAGGUGCACCUAGAAGAAUUGGUGUGUGUACAUUUAAUUUUAUAUUGCGUUUACAACUAUUGUAAUCACAUUUAAGCCUCUUAAAAAUGUGGGAUAACAAAUUAAUUUUAAAAAGUAAAUGUAAUUUCGUUUAUGUAAUGAACUUGCAUGUAAAAUAAUACGAACUGUCCUAUUUGAAAUUUCAUGUCAACUAGACAUAAAAAUUAAGCAGAAUUACAUGAAUAACAAUGAAACACUUGUAUCAUGAAAAAGUUCAGUGUGUCAUAGCUGUCUGAAUGUGAUCUGCCAGGUUCAAUUUACCUCUGUGGUUGUCGGACAAAAAAAACGAACAUUAGAGUGACAGAAAAAACACCUCACUAGCAUUUUCACGUUGUAAAGGGGGGAUGUAGACUCACACCAUCAACUGUUGUUGAAAUAUACUUUCUGUGCUCUCAGACGUAAUCCAUUUUGAUCGACUCUUCUCAGUAGCUUCAAUGCAAACAGGAAGUUAGUUGACAAAAUUCGGGAGAGAGGGGCGCUGAAAAGUGGUGGGGCUGAAUAAGGUGAAUGUUGUUAGAAUUAUGCUUAAAACAAGAAAAGAACAGUUUGCCAAUGGGGUAAGAAAUAUGAACUUAAUUCAAGAUAUAUUCUUUGAAAAUAAACUCGGAAUUAAGUUUGUCUUGUUUAAAGAAUGUUUAGAUAUUUUUACUCGGGGAAAAAAAGACAAAACACUUCAAAAAAUUAUUUAUUUUUGUAGUGUAAAGUUUUUUGUUAUGUUUGUACGUUUUAAUAGAGACUGUACAGAAGCGUUUCAUGUCAUAUCUUCACUCUGGACUCUUUGUAUGCUCAUCUGUUGUUCAUACAUUUACAUAUAUACAAAUAUACAUACAUACAUACAUACAUACAUACAUACAUAUAUAUAUAUAUAUAUAUAUAUGUAUAUAUGACGUGUAAAUCUAUACGCACAAAAUGUGUGUUUAAAGAUAUGUAAUAUAUUAAACUCUGAUUUAUGUGUAUUUAAAAUAUGUAUGAGAACAUUUUGUAUUCUUUAUGAUAGAUGUUUGUAUGGGUGUUGUAUAGAUCUUUUUUAUAGAUUGUUUUUAUUUCUAUUUUAGACUCGUGGGAGCAGAUACUGUCUCAAUCGUAGGAUAUACAUUGAGUACUUAGUUUAUUUGCGGUGUCCCAUUUCUCAAACUGCUGCUAAAAGUGCACAGAAUGUCACAGAUUACAUGUUCUAUCGGUGAAACCGGUUUAACUUUAAGGACAAUCAGUCCAAAAUGUACAAGAUAACCGAAUAUAGAGUCUCUAAAUGCAGUUGAAAAUUCAAUUAGACUGGGGAAUUCGUCUGUGAGCGAACGCUUUUACUUGAUUUGAAUUUCUGUUCUGUGAAUUUGUCGUCCAUUUAAAAUAAUAUAACCCAACACUACAUAAGAACAAGACACAAAACAAUAGCUCUCUGAAUGUAUAUAUCUCAGCCAUUGCCAAAAGGUUGUGUUGAAUCAAGGUGCACUUUUAAACUUGAGGGUGUCUUAAAGGUAUAGUUCACUUAAUGUUUCUGUCACCAUUACCUCAUGUUGUUCCAAACCCAUUUGACUUUCUUUCUUCCAUGAAACACAAAAGGAUUAGGCAAAAUGACACCCUCAGUCACCAUUUACUUUCAUUGUAUGGAAAAAUAAUGCAUUGAAAGUGAAUGGUGACUGAGACUAAACGUCUACCUAACAUCUCCUUUUGUGUUCCACGGAAGAAACAAAGUCAUACAGGUUUGGAACAACAUGAAAAUUAGUUUAAGUGACUAUCCCUUUAAUACCAGUUUUUUGGUAUCCUCACUCCAUUUAUUCUCAGGCAGCUUGUUCUAAAUCAUAACUUUUAGUUGAGUUAUGUUUGAUGGUGUUUUUGUCUUUCAUUACACUACAGUAUGCAAACUUUGGCCUUUAAUCUAAAACCUUAUUUUUAUUAUUAUUUUUUUUUUUAUUAUUAUUUUUUUUAUAAAAAACAAAAAACAAAAAAAGAAAGAAACAUUUUUAAAGAAGGAUAUUUAUAAUUAAUGUGAUACAAAUUUACAACAAUAUCAAUGAAAUGAAUCCUGAAUAUGUUCUUCCCCUUUAAUUUAGCUUUUAUGGAGCUUUUUAUUUAAACCAAAGUUCCUCCACUGUAUGUUUGCCCCUAAGUAGCACACCCCACUCUUAAUUGCGUCUUUCCUUGUGCUUAUAUCCUAAAGUGUGGUCAAGUGCCUCUGGCGCUCAAAAGCCAAAUGUGGAUUAGCCAUUUUUGUGUUGGCCAAUAACGUCACGGAACAUCCUCAAAAGUGUGGUGUUCCACUGAGUCGUCAAAGGAAUAUUUCACCCAAAAAAAAUUAAUUCUGCAAUGAUUUUAAUUUAAAUGUUUAGGGUGAACUAUGCCUUUAAAUCACUUGAAGCUCUAAUAAAAGAAACAUACAAAUCCUGCCUUAUAAAUGAAUGUUUUGGUGAAACAAGGUGUUCUUUUGUUUAUUUUAUCCAGUGUUCCACUUAAAGGUAUAGUUCACCUAUAAAUGAAAGUUUUGUCAUCAUUUACUCAGCCUCAUAUUGUUCCAAACUGUUAUGAGUUUCUUCUGUGGAACAAAUAAAAGAGAUAUUUUGUGUACAAUGGAAAAGAGCAGAGUUAUCCUUUUGUUUUCCACCAAAGGAUGAAAGUCAUAAGGUCUGGAAUGACAUAACGGUGAGUAAAUGAUUACAAAACUUUAAUUUUUGGGGUAAACUAUCCCUUUAAGUCAGCUGUUUGCUGUAGCAUUUUGAUUCAGCUUUUUUCAUUUUAAAGAGGAGAGCUCAACAACAGUUGUGAAAGUACUUUGGUUCUGUUGUUCAAUGUUUGUGAUGUUUUCAUUUGUCCUGGAUUUCAUCUGAGAAUGCUAUUAUUUUGUUUUCUUUUUGGGAUACAUGAGUACUGUUGAGGACGCAUAUGUGCAUGAGAGAUGCCAUUCACGGUGGUUGUUCUGUUUUAUAGAAUGUCUUGCUGCUGUUCGGUCGACUUGUUCUAUGUUUGUGCAGAAAAAGUUAUAAUUAAUAAAUGAUACAUAAACAAAAAUAUUUACUAUGUCUAAAGGGGAUAGACUUUAUCUUGUACUUAUUGUUCUUGGUUUGCUUUUAAUUUGCUUAAAGGAAUAUUAAAGGCAGAAAUGUGAAACUUAUAA